Molecule: messenger RNA, 1386 nt
Organism: Poecile atricapillus (Black-capped chickadee)
Lineage: Eukaryota; Metazoa; Chordata; Aves; Passeriformes; Paridae
Gene: TPM4
Product: tropomyosin 4
Exons: 9
Coding region: 204-1058 (284 amino acids)
Biological process (GO): muscle contraction; actin filament organization
Cellular component (GO): actin filament
Molecular function (GO): actin filament binding
Source: RefSeq, a predicted model, not a curated record
CAACACCGGAGAAGAGGCCAAUAGAUCUGGGUUUUGUCCAGGGGGCCUCUGGUUUUAAAGCUCUCUAAAACCACUUGUAGCUCAUUUUCCCUGUGACUUGCCCGGGUACAACUUCUUUCUCUGUCCAAGCUGUUAAAAAUCUAGAAUUUUACUCAUCAGAUUCUUUUAGUUGUGUGACAGAUCCAGCUUGUCCUUGAGCAAAAAUGGAAGCUAUUAAGAAAAAAAUGCAGAUGUUGAAGUUAGACAAAGAGAAUGCCAUUGACAGAGCAGAGCAGGCUGAGACGGAUAAGAAGGCAGCUGAGGACAAAUGCAAGCAGGUAGAGGAUGAGCUGGUAGCUCUGCAGAAGAAGUUGAAAGGAACUGAAGAUGAGCUAGAUAAGUACUCAGAGGCUCUCAAAGAUGCCCAGGAAAAACUGGAGCAGGCUGAGAAGAAGGCCACCGAUGCUGAAGGUGAGGUGGCAGCUCUGAACAGACGCAUCCAGCUCGUGGAAGAGGAGUUGGAUCGCGCUCAGGAACGACUGGCCACAGCCCUGCAGAAAUUGGAGGAGGCUGAGAAAGCAGCAGAUGAGAGUGAGAGAGGAAUGAAGGUUAUUGAGAACAGAGCAAUGAAAGAUGAAGAGAAAAUGGAAAUUCAGGAAAUGCAGCUGAAGGAGGCCAAGCACAUUGCUGAAGAAGCUGACCGCAAAUAUGAGGAGGUUGCCCGUAAACUGGUUAUUUUGGAGGGUGAACUGGAAAGAGCUGAGGAGCGUGCAGAGGUGUCUGAAGUUAAAUGUAGUGACCUUGAAGAGGAGUUAAAGAACGUCACAAACAACCUGAAAUCUUUGGAAGCUCAAUCUGAAAAGUACUCAGAAAAAGAAGAUAAAUAUGAAGAAGAAAUCAAGAUUCUCUCUGACAAGCUGAAAGAAGCUGAAACUCGUGCAGAAUUUGCAGAGAGAACUGUUGCCAAACUGGAAAAGUCUAUUGAUGACCUGGAAGAAAAACUUGCUCAAGCCAAAGAGGAGAACUUGGGCUUGCACCAGACACUGGACCAGACGCUAAACGAACUGAACUGUAUAUGAGAGGCACAGAGCUGACAGCAGCCACCAGGACCAGCCCUGUCCCUGCAUCGUUCCUCUGUCCUUUCUCUCUCUGUAUCCUGGAAAAGCAGAUUAAGUUAUGACCAGCAAAGCCACACGAUAGGCUCUGGGCAUCCCUCGGGGCCAGCUCAUCCCGAGAGCCCCCGGGAGCCCCUGCUGCGCCGGGGCUGCUGCGAGUCCCGUGCCGUGGCUGUUCUCACGGUUCUUUAGUCCUUCCAUAGAAACCCCGGUAGAAGCUGCACCCGAGCGGUGGCGCCACGUCCGCGGGCCCCUGUCGCUGCCGUUUCAUAUUAAACAAUUUCUCUCAGUA